Messenger RNA from Tripterygium wilfordii, 2556 nucleotides. RefSeq lists its product as uncharacterized. NCBI's taxonomy places the organism in Eukaryota, Viridiplantae, Streptophyta, Magnoliopsida, Celastrales, Celastraceae. The transcript is spliced from 9 exons. The record is from RefSeq and is a predicted model, not a curated record. Bases 1921 to 2427 code for a protein of 168 amino acids.
UUCAUUGGCCCGGGUGCACUACUUCAGAUCAUGCCACGUACCACCACAAAAUAAUUUCUCUUAUAUAAAGAGGCCAUUUAUCGGAAACAAAAGAAUCUCUAUGCCAUUCUCUCUCACCUUCUCAAGAUGAGAUGGCAAAGGUGAGAGCAGAGCCAAGGGACGAGACCGACGGAGUUGGAUUGAUCUAUAUCGCACAUAGCAGGGACGUCAAUAAGCAUGUAAACACCAGCACCCAUCUGUUGCUUGAUCUUAUUCUUGCUGGGAUCCUUACUGGUGGCGGUGUUGGGGUGGAGAGACCUGAGCCAAAAAAGAGAGAGCAUCCAUAUAUGACGCGAGAGAGAGCAUUCGAAGGGAUGCUUGAUUGUUUUUAAUGCGGUUGCUCAAUCGGGUUUGGUCUCUCGUUGGGCUAUUGAAAAUCUAAGAGAGGGGACGCACAAUCAACUAGACGAGCUUAAGAGUUGGUCAAUUUCAAAGAUUAACAGACAUCAAAAUGUUUGGACGGAUGUCUUUGUCAAAUGAGCCGCUACCUUGAGACUUUCAGGUAGCAUUCUCAGUCACCGAUCGACUUCCAGAGUCGCAAUAUUGGUUGUAUAGUGGGUGCGAUCCCCCAGCUCAUUGUUUUGGUCUGGCAUGGUGUGGUAUGUAGUUGGUGUUUCUUGUUUCUUUGUUUGCCAUAAAAAAAAGAAUGAAAAAAAGAAAAGAGAGAACAUUCAUAUGUCCGAUGGGGAUAGGUUUGUUUGUAUUGUUGUUCAGAGAAAGUAAAGAGAUGCUUCCUUUAAUUUGAAUGAUUCUUAAUGAUAAUACUAAAUAAUAUGAAGACAGGCAGGCAAGCCAGACGCUCUCUCUCUCUCUCGAAAGUCCAAAAGUUAUUGGCUUCCUUUUUUUUUUUUUUUUUUUUUUCUUGUUCUUUAAAUCGCGCGAACUCGAAUCGUUCUCGCGCGAUGAUCGCCAGUUGUAGUGGUGGCACGUCCAUUCUCGCGGGAUCCUUUGUUUGUUGUUGUUUGUUGACUAGGGUGGAUUCCAACUUCCACGUCCCCACCUUGUUUGUACGUCUGUUCUCGUGCGAUGAUCGCCAGUUGUAGUGGUGGCACGUCCGUUCUCGCGCGAGCCCGUUUGGUUAAUCUUGCCUUGCAGUUUGAGGAAGCCGAGCCAUUCACCAUGGUUUCCGAUGUCCUCCGCAACUGCCAAAAAUAAUUACAGCCCAGUUUUCCCCCCCCCCCCCCCCUCUAUAUAAUAACCUCGUUUUCAUUGCUCCGCUUCACUAUCACUUCACACCGACUGACACAUCGGUCUUUCUUGCCUAAAUUUGUCUUGAUCAAACUCUGCAAGGGGAAAUCAUGGCACCAAAGCAGGACAAGGUUUCCAUAAUCAAUCCCGUUGAGAAGAAGCCUCUCAGGUCAUCAUCGCGGACAAUCAUGGCACCAAAGAAGGACUAGGUUUACAGAAUCAAUCGUGUUGGGAAGAAGCCUCGCAGGUCACGGUCAUCUUCGUGUAAGAGGACUCUCGAGGCGGAAAUGGCGGAGAGGAAGCCUCAACGAACCUUUCUUAAGGUAAUUACUGUAUGAUUGACCAAGCAUUCGAAACCUCAUCGAUGAUGAUUUGAUUUGUGUACAAAACAGAAAAGAUGAUUGGCCUGAAACGCCUAAAACGGGGCGGGGAGAGCUGAGAGCAAGUUGUUGACAUCCAAAGAAUCUCUUCAUCAAGAGUGUCCUAGCUUGAAGUCUUCUCCUGCAAAUCUUAGUUGCAGGCUUCUCAAAACUAUCCUGCUGGAGUCCAACUCCUAUCCGAUUCACUCUAGCUAUUUGUUUCCUGACUUUUUUCUGUUUGCUGCUUAUUUCUUUAUAAAUACUAAACAUUUCUCUGAGUUCGUUUAUAUAUGUUAAGUUACGUGUUUCUGUUUCUUGAUAUUAUGGUUCUUUCAUGUCUCUCUUGUUGCUAAUUCGGAAACUGUACCAUGGCAUGGACCAAGUCUCUACUGCUUCGAGGAUUCAAGGAAGACCAACACAGCAGAAAGUAAUAAUGGGGACAUUGAACCUGAUUCAAGAUGAGAUUGAGGAGAUGAGAGCGAAGCUUAAAGAGUGCCAAGAGAUGAUACUGAAGGAGUUUGAUGAUCACAGAUCCGAUAACGCAAACAUGAGUGAGGUCCACAAGCAUGUGAUCACACUCAACAACCACACCCUCGAGUUGCUUAAACUUCUUGUUGAGAUCCUUACUGGAUUUGAUAACGCACACAUGAGUGAGGUCCAUAAGCAUGUGAUCACACUCAACAACCGCUCCCUCGAGUUGCUUAAUCUUCUUGCUAGAAUCCCUACUGGAUUUGAUAACGCACGCAUGAGUGAGGUCCAUAAGCAUGUGAUCACAAUCAACAACUGCACCCUCGAGUUGCUUAAUCUUCUUGCUAGGAUCCUUAUUGGCUCGGGACAAUAGCAUGGAACAGGUCUCAUGUGAUUCAAGCAACUCCUAAAUAACAUGUUACAUUCGUAAUAACAUUGUACUUUCAUAAUGUAAUGACUUUUCAGACUAUGCUAUAAUGAAUUUGAAUAUUUCUAUAUUAAA